AUGUUAGUAGUCAAGCCACAUACUCCAUUAAUUAAGUUCCCAGACAGAAAAAGUGGGCCCAGACCAAAAAUACAGGAAUCUCUACAAGCAAGUGUGCCAUCUCUCCAUGCUUCAAAAGCACAGGAGUUUGUAGGAGGCAGAUCACCGGCCUUUCAAAAUAUUUCACCUCUUAGUAAAGUACAAGGUACACCAGACACUUCUGAAUUAGCAAGAACCUUACCUCAGAAAUAUAGAAGGAGACUUAUGUCAGAUGAAGAGAUUGAAUAUAUUCAACGUGGAGGUCCAGAAUAAGUAUGGAAGAUAGUUUGUUGGCCACUGUUGAAGAAUGAAGCAUUGUAUUCACAAUAAAGGUCUUUCCUUAAUAUUAAAUAUUAUUGUACACUAACAGCUUUAAUAAAAAUCCCAACAAAGGGUGAGAAGGUUAACACAUGA
Molecule: messenger RNA, 432 nt
Organism: Athene cunicularia (burrowing owl)
Lineage: Eukaryota; Metazoa; Chordata; Aves; Strigiformes; Strigidae
Gene: KGD4
Product: mitochondrial ribosomal protein S36
Exons: 4
Coding region: 1-291 (96 amino acids)
Biological process (GO): 2-oxoglutarate metabolic process
Source: RefSeq, a predicted model, not a curated record